ACAAAAGGCCUACUGCACCAGGACAGCAACAAGCACCAGCAGCAAACAUGAAUCCACAGCCUGGUAUGAGGCCACAAUUCUCCUCUCCUCAGCUCAACAAACCACAAACAGUCAGUACUAUGGGAGCACAAGGCAAUAUGCAACAGGUGCCUCUGACACAGGUGUCACAGACACCAAUGACACCACAGCCGCCUGUCUUCUACAACAGAUCAGGGCUUACACAACAAGAGCUUCUUGCCCAACAUCUGCGUGCUCAACAACAACAACAACAACAACAACAACAACAUCAACUGCCAACUCAAUCUCUUAUGCCACAGCAAGGUCUCAGUGUUGCAUCACAGAAUCAAGGGGCACAUCACCAGAUGACACAAUCACAGGCCCAUAUACCCCCCAACCAGGUAGCAUCUCCCAUGGCACAACAGCAAGGUGGACAUCCAGUACCACAACAAGUGAAGCUUGCUGGUCCAGUGAGAAUGCCACAUGUCCCCUCUCCAGCCCCUGGACCAACUAGCAUGGCAUCUAGUUCAAUGCGAGCACCUACUCCAUCAUCCGGCCAGCUUUCAUCUCUUACAAACCAGGCCACAGUGGCUCCAUCACCGGCACCAUUUGUACCUUCACCAGCCAUGCAUCCUUCACCCUCCCCUCAGCACUGCAUAGCAGCAUCACCAGCUCCCUCUACAUCAGUCCCUACCCCGAGCACCAUGAGUGUUCAGUCACCAGCUUCUGUACCAAACCCAUCUUCUGUAGGGGCCCCCAGCCCUGCCCCUCUGAACCCAGCUGAGGAACAAGCAUAUUUGGACAAGUUAAAUGAACUGAAACCCUAUGUUGAACCACUUAGAAGGAUGAUAAACAAGAUGAAUAGAGAUAUGAGAGACAAAGAACAUAGCAGCAGGGAUCUGUACAAACUAAAGCAUCUGUAUGAUAUCCUGACAAACCCAGCGAAAAGGCUUCCUUUGCAAGCUUUGGAAAACAGUGGAAAUGUGCUGAAAAAACUCAUCAAUAUAAAACCUUCAUCUGUACCCACCCCACCAGCGUCAUCAACACCAUCAGGUAACACCUCAUCCAGUAUUGCCGCCACAUCCAGCAUAACAACAUCAUCUGCAUCUGCAUGUGCAUCUGGUCCAGCAGUACAACUAGCUCCCUCUGUGGGCUCCACCCUUCCCCAUGUUAUUUAUAAACCUUUGUAUGAUGCUGUCACAAAAUAUGCCAAGUCUCCUAUGUUGAGUCACACUUUACAGAGGACAUUUUCACCAUUACUACAAGCCAUGGAAGGACCACCUAUACUUCCUCUACCCCCUCCAGCUAAGAGGGUCAAACUGGAUGAUAGCAGUCAAAGGAAGUGCACUGUGCCACAUGUAUUGCAAGGCGAGCUGGCAAGAUUAUGCAGUCGAUUUCAAGUGAAGUCAGGAGCCAGUGCAGGAGUGAUACAGAGUAACACACUUCUUCAGUGCUCAAUAAAUGACCUGAAUCUGCCAGCCGUUCCACCAAUAGAAAUCAGUGUUCCUCAGAACUACCCAUACUCUAGUCCAGAGUGUAAAACUGCAAAUUACGAUGCCAACCCUUUCCUUCAAAAAGUUCAGAAGCAGCUCUCUUCCAGACUUCAGCGAAUGCCUGAAAUGUACUCUGUCACUUCAGUGCUGAAUGCAUGGGUAAGUUAUGGUUACAAAACCACUAGUAGUGAUGGUCUGCGGAACAUAUGGCUGCCUGGAGAUUAGCCCGUUGGACUCUGGAGUAAAAGCUCCGCGCUCGAGCACUGGCCGGCUCUCUGUGUCAUGUUCUUGGCUAAAAACUUAACUCUCAC
Messenger RNA from Orbicella faveolata, 1801 nucleotides. RefSeq lists its product as uncharacterized. Lineage: Eukaryota; Metazoa; Cnidaria; Anthozoa; Scleractinia; Merulinidae. Gene Ontology annotation, molecular function: transcription coregulator activity. The record is from RefSeq and is a predicted model, not a curated record. Gene Ontology annotation, biological process: regulation of DNA-templated transcription.